This is a messenger RNA of Arabidopsis lyrata subsp. lyrata, 3050 nucleotides long. RefSeq lists its product as uncharacterized. The coding region runs from base 208 to 2721 and encodes 837 amino acids. The record is from RefSeq and is a predicted model, not a curated record. NCBI's taxonomy places the organism in Eukaryota, Viridiplantae, Streptophyta, Magnoliopsida, Brassicales, Brassicaceae. The transcript has 11 exons.
GACUUGUAUCGCCGGAGGUGUUUACCUCUCCGCACCUAUUUUCUCGCCUUCUAUCUCUCACAUUCGAAGCUCUCUCCCUCUAUCUACGUCUCUCUCUCUCUUUUACCGCGCUUCUUACACAUUGUGACAGACAUCAACUCCUACCUAAUCCUUCUGCAGAUCGAAUUCACCCGACGAAGAAUCACAUCAGUUUUUGGGUUUUGAGGAAUGAAUUUCUUGCUUCGAUCUGCUUCUUCCGCUACUCAUCGGCCUCCGGUGAGCGAACCACCAGCUACUCCACCUCAACCUCCGCCUGAAACAGCCAAGCCCGGAGUGACUUUAGAAGGGCUGAUAGCUGAAGAGUCUUUCCCUCAAUAUCCAUCAGUAGAAGAAGAUCUCGAUCGUCUGGCUAACGGAUCCAGAGAUGAUGAUGGUAGUGGAGAGUCAAAUGCUAAGUCUGGUGGCUCUGGUAUGGACAGAUUCUCUGAUGUGUCUGAGGAAGAAGGAUGGAUCGCCAUUCCAUAUAAGGAGAUCCCGGAUAACUGGUCUGAGUCUGUUGAUAUUCAUUCUUUACGGUCGCUGGAUCGUUCCUUUGUUUUUCCUGGGGAGCAGAUUCAAAUCCUUGCAUGCUUAUCUGAGAGUAAAGGAGACACCGAGAUUAUUACCCCUUUUAAGGUUGCUGAGGUAAUGAGCAGAACUGGACAGAGAAAGGUCUUUGACAAACAAAAUGGGGAUAUGUCUGAUGGGGCGAGUACACCAUCAGGGGAUGGAGAAAUGAGUCCUGAUGCUCAAUUUGCUACUCAGAAUGGUGACAGUCCUGGUAAAGAGAGUUUGGAUUCACAAAAGGACUUAUCUGAUGGUGAAUCAAUCUUGAGGAUGGAAGAUCAUAAGAGACGAACAGAAGACUUGCUUUCCAGGUUUCAGAAGUCUCAUUUCUUUGUUAGGAUUGCAGAGUCUGGUGAGCCUCUUUGGUCAAAGAAAAGUUCUCUGGUCGCAGAUACAGACAUGGAUGAAAAGAGGAAAAGCACGAAAAGUAGACCUUGUGUUAGUGCUUUUGUAGAUAGAGGAGACUUCGAUCCUAAUGUUGCUGGAGGUGUAGCUAGAAGUAAGGCAAAAUGCUGUGCCCUACCCAAUGGAGAUAUAGUGGUCUCUUUACAAGUUUAUAUUGUCGACUGUCCCAAAGAACCCAUCAUAGAGAUACUGCAGUUUGAGAAGCAUCAAGACAAGGACCAAAAUUCUGAGAACGAUAAGGAUCCAUAUGGGAAUCUUUUAAAGUGGUUAAUACCGCUGGAUAACAGUAUUUCUCAGCAACCCCGUUCUUUACCACCUCCUAUAACCCCUAGCCCAGGUAUCAGCAGCACUGCACACAAGCCAGCGAUCUCUUCUACCUCAGGCUCUCAACUCUUCUCAUUCGGCCAUUUCAGAAGCUACUCCAUGUCCGCUCUACCUCCAAACACUGCACCAGUUACUGGACCCAUAAAAACACAGAGCUCUAAACCAUCAUUUGAUAUUGAAGAUUGGGACAGCUACUCAGGUCAAACGGUGCGAAAUGGUCAGAAGUCUGGGACUGAAGAGCUCUUAUCUUUUCGGGGUGUCGCAUUGGAGCGGAAUAGGUUUUCUGUUCGUUGUGGACUCGAAGGCAUCUGCAUCCCUGGUAGAAGGUGGAGGAGGAAACUCGAGAUCAUUCAACCUAUUGAGAUAAACUCUUUUGCAGCUGACUGCAAUACAGAUGAUCUUCUCUGCGUUCAGAUAAAGAAUGUGGCUCCUACCCAUGCUCCAGAUAUUGUAAUAUACAUAGACGCCAUAACAAUUGUUUUUGAAGAGGCAGGAAAAAAUGCUUCCCCUUCUUCAGUACCAAUAGCAUGCAUUGAAGCUGGAAACGAGCACAGUUUGCCAAAUUUAACUCUCAGGAAAGGUGAGGAGCACUCAUUCAUCGUGAAGCCUGCGUUUUCUGUUGGGAGUAAUCUGAAGCCCUCUGCUGCACGAAACAAACUCAAAUCAUCGAGUUUGUCUCUUCCAACUGUAAAUUUUGAAAGAAAAGGGAGCGGUUUAAGUGGUGAUCAGUAUGCGGUUAUGGUGUCAUGUCGGUGCAACUACACAGAAUCAAGACUGUUUUUCAAACAACGGACAAAAUGGAGACCACGAGUUUCGAGAGACCUGAUGAUCUCUGUUGCGUCUGAAAUGUCAGGAGAGCCUUGUGGUCCCCAUGGGAGAGCCUCUCAACUACCCGUUCAGAUUUUAACUCUUCAGGCAUCGAAUUUGACUUCAGAAGAUCUAUCUUUGACCGUUCUCGCUCCUGCAUCCUUCACAUCACCUCCGACUGUAGUGUCCUUAAACUCUACGCCUACGACCCCUAUAAGCCCAUUCCUAGGAUUCUCUGAGUUCACCGAGAGGGUACAAAAUGAGAAACGCAACACUACGAUGCGUAAACAUCAAUCGUUACCCCCAAUUCCACUGGAGACAAGGACAGAGAACACAAAUGGUGAAUCUUCCAAUCCUUCAGAUGUUGUUCCAAAGAGCGGCUUAGGUUGCACACAUCUCUGGCUACAAAGUCGAGUUCCCUUGGGAUGCGUUCCUUCGAAAUCUACGGCGACGAUCAAGCUAGAGCUACUCCCUUUGACUGAUGGCAUAAUCACUCUUGAUACUCUCCAGAUCCAUGCCAAGGAGAAAGGUCGUAGAUACAUUCCAGAGCAGUCACUGAAGAUAAACGCAACUUCAAGCAUUUCCUCUGGGAUUUUCUAGUCUUUACCCAAUGCCACUUUUGCCUUUUCUUAGAGCCAAAAAGAGUCAUCAAACACAGAGCAGUUUCAUCUUCAGCAUCUCAAUAGAGGCUCAUCCAAAGAUUGUGUUGAAAAAUCGAUUUUGGUUUCCAUUUUCCGUGCGUGUUCAGCCCUGUAAAAAAAGCAAAAGUCUCCCGGUUUCGAAGGUUUGAAGAGAAGUAUGUUGUAAAACCCACUUGUGUUUCCUAUUAAUUUGAACCAUGUGUUUGUCUUCUUUGGCUUUCUUUUUGUAAUUGAUUGAUUCUGAAAAUUGCAUAGAGACACAAGACAACCAUUGUUAUCGAAUUUACA